GAAUUGAACUUAUUUUAUCCAGCCACCCAGGACCAUUAAUGGCAUCCUCUUCUUCUCAGACUCCAUCAACGUCUAAUCCUUCUGCUGCAAGACCUCCCAGUUCACCACCACAUCCCAAAACUCCUCAGCCCAUCUCCACCUUGUCUCUCUCUUCCCUUUUGGUUGGAAAUUUGGCAAAGGAUGAAAACAUAGACGAAGCUGUAGAAAAGCUCGCAUCUCCAUUUAAACUCAGACCCUCUUUGAUACAUUCACGACCGCGUUCCACAUCCACAACUUUAAACCAGCCAGCUGGAUCCCUUUUUUCCUCACCUGCGUUUGUAGGAUCCCCCCUUCACCCUCCAAGUGUCAGAAGCCUCCUCCUCUCUCCCAGUAGCAGGACCCUCUUCUCCACACCCAACUGUGGAAACCUCCAUCAAUCCUCACAGACACCAACAGCCUUUGGCCCCAAAGCCAGUGAGCAGUUCUCCACCACUGCAGGUCCAAAAACUCUGUCUUUUCCACCCGUGUCAAGUGAAGUUAACGACAACAUGCUCCUGUCAGAAGCGAUCAGAUGGGACAAAUCUCACUCAGCAACACAAAGAGUGUGUCUUCCAGCCGGUUGGCUCCACACACUGCCUGAGGUGGACCAGAGAUGGAUGUCCAAAGCUCUUUUCAAAUGGACAGCGCAAGGACAUCCUGACCUGGACUUCAGCAAGGUGGACAGACUGUGGUGGUAUCCUCCGCAAGUCCCCUUGCGCAUAACAAAUGUCCCUCAGCCCGAAGACUAUUUUGGCAGUCCCCUCCUUCUUUGGAUCCCCCAAAAACUCUGGCAAGUCAAGCUGACAUGUCCUCAUUCAGAUUGCCAUGAAGAGCUUCUGACCUCAGCUGGUCUGCAUGAGAAGGUCAGACAAGUUAUUUCUCUGGACAUAACUUACUUUGUGGCAUCUGAGUAUUUAUUUUGCAAACGAUGCAAAAGAAAGGUCAUCAGCUGGAGCCAUGCCAUCGUCUCCCAGCUGGAUGUGGGGCACAGGGGGCAGUUUCCCUGCAUCCUCACAUCCAAGCUUGCCUGUGACCUGAGGGUGGUCACUUUGAUGCGCCAGAGGGGUCUGGGAAACAGCAGCAGCCAGAUUAGGAAGAAGGUGCAGGAGAGUCAUUCAGAAGUGUGGCUGAAGAAGACUGUCCAGUACCUGCAGGACUGCAAACAUAUCAAAGGGGCUGUUGAAAAGGGUCUGAUAAGCCCGGUUACGUUUUCACCUCCCCUUCCAAUGCCUACGGUUCCGGACCACAGGUGGCUGAUGCAAGUCUACGCCCAAGAUGUUCUCCAGAGGCUGACUGAGGUCAAGGCCUCAGUAACAUCAACUUAUGGACGCAUCUUGAAGCUUGCCUCCACCAAGAAAGUGGCUCAGAAAAUGGCUGGAAGGGGUUUUGGAACAGCGACCUGGGCAACAAAUGUUGGCAAUGAGCACGGCCAAAUAAUCACGUCUGUGCUCACUGCUAGCGAAGGUUUUGGCUUGGGGCCAAUGAUAGAAGGGCUAAUAAGGAGAUAUGCAGUGGCUGGGGUACCUCCCCCUGAAGUGCUUUACGUCGACAGAGACUGCUGUGGAAACACGCUUCUUCGACGAAUGUUCCAGAAUUGGAAAGACCUUAACAUCCGCCUGGACAUAUGGCACUUCAUGAGAAGGUUUUCGGUGGGCUGCACCACUGAUUCACACCAGCUGUAUGCAUCCUUCAUGAGGCGCCUCAGCCACUGUCUCUUUAUGUGGGAUGAGGAAGAUCUGACAGCCCUCAAGAUCGCUAAACGCUCCGAACUGUCUGCCAGGCUCACCAAUCCCUCAGAAGCUGAUGUGCUGAGGUCCAUUAGCCGCAGUGAGUUAGCCCUGCACUGCAGGAGAACGACACGUGGCUCUCAGGAGACUCUGGCUCUCAUCAAAAGCCUCAUCCAAGCUUUUGACGGGGACAAUGGCUGCGACACUCUGGGGGUUCCUCUGAUCAACUCGGAACGCAUGGCUGACAUUUUAGCUGCUCAGGCAAAACAUGUGGCCUGCAUCCAGGAUCCCCCAGGCAUCCAGCUGUACACCAGGAUGGGAACAAUCCUGAAAGGAGGACAUCGUUUGCCCACAUACUGCUGUGCCAGAGGUUUAGCAUCCCUUAAAUCUUUUCAUCUUCACCUAAAUAGGUUCAUCCCUGGCACCCUGGCAAGUGAUGUCUUCUUCCAGGCCUACCUGUUAGAUGGGCUGGCCAGGUGGAAUGAAGACCGCGCUGUAGCCGCCACAUCAGACAAGCAGCAGCCAUGCUCCUACGACCAUCUCCUGCGGCAUGCUGCUAACAGUUUGUCUGAGGAGGUCCUUGGCCAGGAAAUUGUUCCCUAUACUGGGCCAAGGAAAUACACAGGUGAACUUCUGUGGGUGGAGUACCUUUACCAGCAAACUGGUAAAGUUCUCCAAGAUAACCGACAGGCUGUUGAAGAGUCUGAGACAAUGGACAUGGAGAUUGAAGACAGCUUCAAUGAACCCGAAGAGUUUGAAGACUUCACUGUGUCCACUUUGGAGCCAGUGAGGACCUUCACAGUCUCUUCAAAGUCGUCCAUCAGCAGUCUGUCAGCUCCAGACCCUCAGCCUGGCCCCUCUUGGUCUCCUCCUCCUGCUGAGGGUCCUUUAACGAGCGUGACACACUCAGCGCCUGGACCUACAUCACCAUCUCCCUCUUCAUCACCUUCCACCACCACCACCUCCGUGCCCCCUUGUGUCUUAUCCCCCAUUGAACAGAGCACUACCAAAAAAGGGACCUUGGCUGAGCCUCACUUUUUUGUGCCACCACCUAACACUGCUGGGGAGGCAAAGGUCAAACUGGAGCCACAGCUACAGACACAAGCACCCCAAAAGCUGGACUUGCCCGCUUCAUUGAGCUCUACAGCCUUCAUUGUGCCAUCAGGGUCCACUUCACUGGUUUUGGUUCCACCCAUUUUAAACGUCCCCUUCAGUGUCGUCAUGCCUCCUCCUGCUGUGCCGAUCAAAGUCUCUUUGCUGCCGUCACCUCAGGCUGCUUCAAACACACCGUACACAACACAACAAUACAGAAAGAGGAAAAUGGAAGCAGAAAAAAUGGGUGUGGUGAAAAGGAAAUACAUUAAAAAAACAGAUGCCAUGACGUGCAGCAAAUGUGGUGGAAACAGGCAGCCAACAUCCCACCGUCAGUACUUUGGGAACUGGUUCUGUGAAGCCACUGAGACUCAGUCGUAUGACAAUUGGAGGGCUGAACUAGAGAAGCGUGGAUAUGGGAAAAAAAAAGAGGGAAAAUGACCACCACCACUAUAAACAACAUGCAGUCCAUGCAAUAUUUUCCAAAGCACCGUUUGUUUUAUAUUUAAUCAUUUCUAUAUAGAGUUUGGUUUUUGGAAAGAAAUUUUUUUUUACUUUUUAUUGUCUAUAAUAUUUUAGUGUUUUCUGUAAGAAUUACGUUUUUUAAGCUUUUAGUAAGCUUUCUCCUCAAAAUUUGCAAUUUCAAUACUUAAGGAUUUGAUUCAAAUAUAAUUAUUGAAUUUUUAGAUAGACAAAGUGAUAUAGUUACCAUUUAGAAUGUUUCUUGUCAUGUCUGUUAGAAAUAUCUGCAUUAAAGAAGUUUUACAUGAA
This is a messenger RNA of Oryzias latipes (Japanese medaka), 3608 nucleotides long. RefSeq lists its product as uncharacterized. Lineage: Eukaryota; Metazoa; Chordata; Actinopteri; Beloniformes; Adrianichthyidae. The record is from RefSeq and is a predicted model, not a curated record.